AUGGUAUUUAUAAACAGUGAAAAUGCGGAAGACACUGCAGACAAUGCACCUGCUCAAACUGACAUCGUAGAAUCAUGCAUCGCUCACCCGUUAGCUGUUCACGCUGGCGGUGUGCGGCCCGCAAACUUCACUGGUUCUGUUAGCGGUGCAAACUGCAAAGAACUAGUAGUAAAGCCUGACGUAGAUGGAUUCCUCAUCGGUGGAGCUUCUUUGAAGAUUGGAGUGGAUGAGAUGCUCCAGCGUUACGCCGGAGAGUUCGGUCCAUGGCAGCUCCGGCACUUCAUGCUUACUAGUGUUGUAUGGACUCUCGGUGCGUUCCAGGUGAUGGCAGUAGUGUUUGCCGAUCACCGGCCAAAGUGGCGGUGUAUAAGCGGCGGUGCUUGCCCAGAGACUAUGUGUGGGUUGCCGCAUGAUGCAUGGGAGUGGGAUGGUGGUCGAAGGACGUCAACAGUGGCCGAUUGGGAUCUCGUUUGCAAGGACAAGUAUAAGGCUGGGAUACCACAGUUUGCUCUCUUUGUCGGAUCUAUGCUCGGUAGUGGGAUAUUUGGCCACCUUUCGGACUCAUUCCUAGGGAGGAAACGGGCAUUGGCCCUAGCUUGUGCCAUGGGAGCCACCUUUGGUUUCCUCACCUCUCUAUCUCCAUCCUUCUACUUUUACACAUUAUUUCGCUUCCUCACUGGCGUGAGCACAGGUGGUGCCGGAACCUCCGUCUUCGUCCUCACCACCGAACCUAUCGGCCCAUCCAAACGCGCCACCAUGGGCAUCUCCACCUUCUACUUCUUUGCCAUUGGCACCAUCCUCCUGUCUAUCAUCUCCUACUUCCACCAUUCGUGGCGUUCACUCUACAUCAUCACCUCAAUCCCUUCCCUUCUCUUCCUCAUUUUCAUCCUUCCUUUCAUCUCUGAAUCCCCAAGAUGGUUUCUUGUUCGCCAUAAGAUAACCAGCGCCAUGAAGGUCAUGGAAGACAUUGCAAAAUCCAAUGGGAAACAAAUACCUGAUGGAGUUACACUAUCUUUGGAUUGCGGUCCUGAUCAAACUGUGGUGUCUGGUUCAAUCAUUGAUGUUAUCCGUUCUCCGGUUACUCGUCUUCGGUUUAUACUUGCUGUAUCCGUUAAUUUCUUGUGUUACGUGGCGUACUACGGCCUGGGUCUUAAUGUGAUGAAUCUUAAGACUAAUCUUUAUCUUGGUGUGAUACUCAAUGGUGUUGCAGAGAUGCCAGCUUAUAUACUUACUGCUGUGGCAUUGAACUGGGUUGGGAGGAGGCCAUUAACAGUUGGGAUGAUGUUGUUUGGUGGUGUGGUUUGUGGGGUUGGGAGUUUGAUGGGGGAUGUGGGGGUGGUACGGAAGCUGAAGAUGAUGUGUGGUGUCGUGGGUAUAUUUGCAAUGACCUCAACAUAUAAUUUGUUGUUUGUUUAUUCAUCAGAAUUGUUUCCGACUGUGGUGAGGAACGCGGCAGUUGGUUGCGUUUCGCAGGCCGGACAAAUAGGGGCCAUGGUGGCAACAUUUGUGGUGAUCAUAGGGGAUAGAUGGCCGUUUAUUGUGUUUGCAGUUUGUGGGGUGGUUGGAGGAGUAUUAGCUUGGUUACUACCGGAGACUUUGAAUCAACCUUUGUAUGAUACAAUGGGCGGGUUGGAGAAGGGUGAGCUUCAAAAGAGUGAUGGUGCAAGGGAUGGAUGA
Messenger RNA from Dioscorea cayenensis subsp. rotundata (Guinea yam), 1677 nucleotides. RefSeq names its product organic cation/carnitine transporter 4-like. The transcript has 4 exons. NCBI's taxonomy places the organism in Eukaryota, Viridiplantae, Streptophyta, Magnoliopsida, Dioscoreales, Dioscoreaceae. Gene Ontology annotation, cellular component: membrane. Gene Ontology annotation, molecular function: triose-phosphate isomerase activity; transmembrane transporter activity. The coding region runs from base 1 to 1677 and encodes 558 amino acids. Gene Ontology annotation, biological process: transmembrane transport. The record is from RefSeq and is a predicted model, not a curated record.